Molecule: messenger RNA, 1812 nt
Organism: Truncatella angustata
Lineage: Eukaryota; Fungi; Ascomycota; Sordariomycetes; Amphisphaeriales; Sporocadaceae
Product: ferric reductase like transmembrane component
Exons: 4
Coding region: 1-1812 (603 amino acids)
Biological process (GO): intracellular iron ion homeostasis; copper ion import; iron ion transport
Cellular component (GO): plasma membrane
Molecular function (GO): ferric-chelate reductase activity
Source: RefSeq, a predicted model, not a curated record
AUGUCGACACGAUCACAGACUGCUCCAGUCAAAGGGGCACUUGGCAGCAGGUCAGGGCCUUCUUCGAAUCCUGCCAUGUUUGCUGCAAGACAGCGCGCCAGCGAACGAGCAACUGAGUACUAUGCGGCUGCAUUGUGUGGACUCAUUGCAAUAUUUAUUAUUGGUCAUUGCACACGGUUACUCGUCAAUAAACGCAGAGUUCCCACUGCUCUGUCAAAGGCUCUGUCACCUCUUGCCUCUCUGACAAGAGCUUUUCGACGUGUCCUUAUUAGAACAAUACCUGGAUUCUCAUCGGCCGGCCAUGCGCUGCUCUACACUGUCUUUGUGGCCAUCAACCUUGCAUUGUCCUUCACCGGAUUGGACAUGAGUAGAAUGACAAACUUUGCAGCACGGUUUGGGUGGAUGGCGGGUGCAAACUUUACAUUAGUUGUGUUUCUAGCCCUGAAGAAUACGCCUUUGGCCAUUCUCACUUCGUACUCAUACGAACGCCUCAAUCCGCUCCACCAAGUCGCCGGGUAUGCAACGAUAAUCUACAUGAUCGUUCAUGCUGCCCUCUAUUCAACCUACUUUAUCAGGCAAGGAAAUUGGGAACUACUACACGAGGAUGUCGUCACAGCCGGAAUAAUUUUGGGGUUUGCGAUGUUUGCAAGUGGUGUUGAAGCAGUUGUCCUACGUCGGCUAAAGUAUGAGCUGUUCUACAUUUUUCACAUUGCCCUUUUCAUCAUGAUGGUUGUUACGUUGGCUCUACACCGACCCGAGCUGGAUGCAGAGAAGGUUGGCAUCCUUGCCUGCAUUGCAGCGGCCAUAUGGCUAUCGGACCGACUGAUACGCUUUUCCCGGCUCAUUUUCAAUGGCAUCAACAACGAGGCAACAGUUUAUCCGUUGCCAAAUGGUGGCACUCAAAUCCUCUUGAAGAAGGCCCUGCCUCGGGCUGUUCCCGGCAAGCAUUGUUUUGUGUGGCUUCCCAAGGUCCGAUUGUUUGAAACCCAUCCUUUUACCAUAGUUUCGACCUCUCCCGCUGAGUUGAUCGUCAACUCAUACAGUGGAUUCACCAGAGACCUUGCGAAAUACGCCAGAAAUAACCCAGGCGGGACUAUCAGGGUAUCCGUGGAAGGCCCAUAUGGUACCUUUCCAGAUCCUAUCGAUUUUGACAAGGUGAUUUUGGUUGCGGGCGGAUCAGGUGCAACGUUUACAUUCGGCAUAGCAUCGAAUAUGCUACAGAAGAUGACUGGAGAUUCCAACAAGCAAAUUGAAUUUAUAUGGGCUGUCAAAGAUCGAGACAACCUUUCCUGGUUCACAGAUCACCUAGAUGCCAUCCGUACGCAUACCCAUGGAUCAAAAGUCGCACUCAGAAUCCAUACCACAAAAGCUCCGGCGGGGGUGCCUGGCGUAUCCGAAAAGGUUUCGACGCAGUCGCUGCAGCCUGUGACCUCACGAUCGUCGGGAGACCUAUCACCAGUGUCGCCUGUUGAUGAGACAGACAAGGAGGAGCGCUUCGCCCAGCCCAGUGGCACAUCGGCGACAGUGCGACCUAGUGAGGACCCCGAAAAAGACGAUCUUAAAGCUAUCGUCUGCCGCAUGGGGCGUCGGACGGUCACAACAGGCUCCAUCAACCUUGCAGUCGAACAAGGUCGUCCAGAUGUGGCGGCGCUAAUCAGAGAGGCUGUCAAGCCUGUGGAUAAGGACAAGAGAGUGCUUAUUGCUGCCUGUGGACCAGACGGUCUCAUGAAAAUCGUCAGGAACACAGCUGCCAGCCUCGUCACGAAUGAUGGACCUGCUGUUGAGCUCCACUGUGAGCAAUUUGGCUGGUAA